Molecule: messenger RNA, 915 nt
Organism: Suillus bovinus
Lineage: Eukaryota; Fungi; Basidiomycota; Agaricomycetes; Boletales; Suillaceae
Exons: 10
Coding region: 1-915 (304 amino acids)
Source: RefSeq, a predicted model, not a curated record
AUGGCUUUCAAAAUGACAAGGAUGCACCUCCACAAUGUCCUAAACGGGUUGUUGUGCCAUCUGCCAAGAAAGGCUCACAGCGCCACCAAUGCUGCACCCUCACACAUCCAAACCCCCACCACUGUCACUGCCUCUAAUGAGGAUGAUAGUGACAUUGACCUGCUUCACAGCAAACCCAGACGGCUCACAAAAGGCAAAAAAUGUGCUCGUGCUGCUGCCAACAGCAACAGUGAACUGUCUGCAGGGGCUGAACUUGAGCCAGAUAGCCUCCUGAAUGAGGCGGGCCCAUCUGCAACUAUCAAUCCACCACAGGCUCCCGCUAUCGUUGACAACGAACGCGAUGCCAACGGAUUUCUAAAGGACAUGCAAGUUAUGGACAUCGAUGAGCCCAAAAAAUCACACCAAGAGCAGCGAAGCCGCGACACCAAUAAAAAAAUUUCAGCCCCAUAUUCUGACGAUAAAGGCAAGAAGUAUCACCAUUGCAUGCUAUGCAGCAAAAAAACAAAGAAACCUGUUGCUUUUGUCAAUGAAGUAAUGACCAUGCACCGUCACAUGGAGGCUUUGCAUUGGAAUGAAUAUAUCCAAUGGGCCGACCACAACAAAUUUACUUCAAUGUUACCGAGGGACAUAAAAUGUCGCAAGCUAGACACUGCUGCAGACUCUCAAGCUCGACUUGAUGCCCACCUUUCUGACAAGAAACCAAAAGAUCGCAUCAUCCCAUAUUCGGAUGCACUCUUUUGCGAUGCCGCUAUCAAGUGGUUAAUUGAAACUGAUCAGCCCAUCAAUGCAAUAAAUCACAAGUCUUUCAAGUAUAUGAUUGACACAGCUACAAGGCAAGCUAUUAUCGACCUUUUCAAACGCAAUCUUACUGAUCUUCGCAACCGGCUACUUCUCACUAACAUUGAGAUACUUUAG